GUCGCUUCCGAGCCUCCGAUACAGACGCACGCGCACACAACCGAAGACGAGAAUACUGAUAUUAUAUUUUGAGUUCGUGUUUUGAGCCGGUUUUAUAUAAGUUUGUAAACAAAUAAUGUUAUGAAGACGUGAUUGUGACGUAUCGAGAUGUCUUUCUGUAGAAUAACGGGCCGCAGUCGAGGCUUGCCCAAGCCUAAUUACUUUCCGCUCCUCGCACCGAUCUCUCCCGCUGAUGCGAAACGAUGCUGCAGGAUAACCGGGAAAUCGUAUGGGCUACCUUCUCAUCAUUACAUUCCAGUCUUACUCACAACUCGUUCUACUAAAACGAAAUGUAAAAUAACAAAUGUGUCCGGCGAACUCGGACCUCAUCAUUAUUCACCUGAAAUAAAUUAUGGAAAUAGGAAACACGAAAUGCUACCAGACUAUCGAUAUAUAUUCCCUGUUCUGGAUGGUUCUACUGAGGCUCAGCGAUAUUUGAUGGAUAUGCUUCUCACUAAGCAAAUUGCAGAAGAAAAGCGUUACGUGUACACUGUCGACGAGAGAAGGUGUAGUUUAGUUUUUUCUGCUCGUUUGGAGGCAGCAGUGAGGGACGGCGAUGUUAGAGAUGUAAUGCUGGCAAAGGAUUCAGAUACAGUGCUCAUUAAAACAAAACAAGGACGUAGUGUUUCCAUGGAUUUUAAGGAUUUUACUGAGGAUGUCGAAAUCUUUGAAGGCGAGGGACCGAACGCGGAGGUCUUAAGACAAAGAGAAGCUGAAGAAUUAGAAGAGAGAAAAAAGAAAAGAAAACGAGCUGCAGGGUUAUCAUCGAUGAAGAAAAUAUUUGAAAAUAAAGAAAAGUUAGAGGAAGUGCAGGAAUUUGAGGAGAUUAAAAUGCGACAAGAACGUCUGGCUAAAAAAGCCAAACUGGAAGAUUUCAAGCACGAAAAACAUGAUAUCAAGACGUACUCUUGUGAUAAAUUCGACUUACAUCAUAUGCGUUCUAAAUCGAGUAUACUCUCGUGCAGUGGCGAUUGGAAGGAUCAAAUGCAACCUCUCCCUGAAUCGUGGGACUGGGACUUAUUUGAAAACCAAAUGACUGGUGAAAAGUUUAAUUCUAAAAUUACUAAAUUGCCAUCGCCCAUACAGAUUACACCUCACCAUUGUGAUUCCGAAAUUUAUGAAGUCGAUAAAAAUAUUAGUGAUGUGUCUGUUUCCUUAGACAAUGUACCCUGUGUUAAUCCUUUAAAACCGGUAAAAAAUAGACCUUCUGAAGCAGUAAUUAACGCAGUUGCAAAUUUGCCCUCAGAACGAUUAACAGAGACUGCAAAUAUAGCAGAAAGAUUACUGGAAGUCAAUAAAUUAGAUAUGCUUCCUACUCUCGAAAAUUUACCAGAGGUUGUGAAGGGUAUUAAGAAGGGCAAAAGGGAGAGAGUUGCAAAAAUAUCAGGGCUUACAUUGGAUAUAGAUAAAGCAAAGAAAUUUAUACCCGGCCAACAUAUAAAUACACCACAAGGACCGGUGUUUGUACCAGGACAGACAGUAGAAACACCUUUAGGACCAUUAUUUGUACCGGGAUUAACUGUGAAUACUCCAGCUGGACCUGGACUUAUUCCGGGGCAUAUUAUAGAGAAUGAAAAUACUUGUGAGCCAUUCUUCUUAGCCGGUCAAGUGUUACAAACAAUUAAUGGUGAAGAAUUUGUUUGCGGACAAACAUUAAAAAGUAAAGAUGACUCAUGUAGAUUUACUGAAGGUCAGACCGUUAUAAGCGAGGAAGGUUUGAAAUUCGUUCCUGGAAAAAUUAUAAAUAACGGAUCUGAAGAGUUGUUCGUACCAGGACAAACAAUAAUGACUCCCGAUGGAGUCCAAUUUAUACCCGGCCAAACAAUAUCUGAACAUGAUAACAUAAUUUUUACUCCAGGUCAAAACGCCAAAAUUAAUAACGAGUGGCAGUUCGUACCUGGUCAAGCAAUACAUCAUGAUGACGAAUUACAUUUCGUGCCCGGUGCAACAUUGUCAACGCCAAACGGACUUAAAUUCGUACCUGGCCAAACAAUUGAAGUAAAUGGUGAAACAACUUUUGUUCCCGGAAUUACAAGAAUGAAUAAGAAUGGGUUAGAAUUUAUUCCUGGUACUACAGUUGAUACUAUUGAAGGGCCAAAAUUUAUUGAAGGUCAAAUUAUGAGUACGGAUAGUGGCGAAAAGUUUGUACCCGGAAAGACUAUUGUACAGGGAAAUGGAAAUGUUGAAUUUUCGAUAGCAAAAUCAAUUGAAGAUAUUACUUUUACGGAAAGUAUGCCAACGGGAUUACCUAUUGACAUUAAGACGUGCUCACUGUCCGAAGAGUCUUUAUAUGUUUUUGGCCACAUGGUGCAAACAACUACAGGUAUAGAAUUUUAUCCAGGGUCCAAAAUUCCAAAAUGUGAAGGUAAGGUGGUUCCUGGUCGUCUGGUAAAGAAUGAAGAAAAUCAGUCACGUUUUGUUCCAGGAAUGAUGGUGGAAGGAAUUUUCGUGCCUGGUCAAAUUGUUUUUACAGAAAAUGGUGAACAAUUUGUUCCUGGUCAAGUUGUAGACACAGUGGAUGGUCCUAAAUUUGUUCCUGGUCAAGUAGUGAAUACUAAAACCGGCCCUAAAUUCGUACCAGGACAGACAAUACAUACAAUUGAUGGGCCUAGGUUUGUACCUGGACAAAUAAUAGAAACGAAGGCUGGGCCUACAUUUAUUCCGGGACAAGUUAUAUCUACUGAGGAUGAGGGUUCGCGAUUUGUUCCUGGCCAAGUAGUUGAUACUGAAGAAGGUCCUCGUUUUGUUCCUGGUAGAGUAAUAGAAACUGACGAUCAAGGUGUAACCUUUGUACCUGGGCAAAUAGUACAAACCCCGGAAGGUUUGAAGUUUGUAGCUCCUGACUUGAUUGAAGGAGAAGAAGGUCUCGAGUUUUCAGUACAAAGUUUCGUCGUUACUCCUGAAGAAUUGAAAUUAUUAAAAGUAAAAACUAAUCCCAAUGACACAACUUCGACAAAAGGAGAGUUGACUAUUGACACAAAAAUGUUAAGGCAACUUUCUGAAGCUGGAAUGUCCAUUGGAAGACAAGUACCUACAGAUCUGCCGGCCAUAAACGUGGUAUUAAACCAGACCAAAAAUGCUGAAGCAUUAAAAGCUUUUGUAACAGACUUUGGAUUAAAAGACGACGUAGCAAAUCAAUUGAUGGAAGUAAUAACUUCCAUAAUAGAAAUGAGUGCUCAUUUAAAAUCAGAAAUGCACGGUAAUUAUGGUGAAAAUGGUUCUGUGGCCGAAAACAGGAAAGGACGUAGCAAUAAAAAACGUUCAGAGAUACAAAAAGACAAUGAUUUUUCUGGUGACAAGGAACAUAAUAUACAUCAAGAAAAGGUUAAAAAUUCUAUUGCCGCUGCUGUAUUGGCUGCCCUCGUUACUGCGGAGCAAUUCGAAGAGUUUAAUAAUAAUAAUAGUAAGGAAAAAUACAAUCAUAUUCUUAAAUCAAUUGACACGAUAUUAGGUAAAGCUAUAGAUGAAGAUUUUGUUACUGCAAUGUUUAAAGUUCUUCAAACAGAGGAAGAUAAGGAAACACUGUGUGAAGAAAUACUUGAAAAUUCGAGUUAUUCAAAAGUAGAAUUAAUUAAAAUUGCUGUUAGUAGCAUUUCAGACAAGAAACCGUUUACCGAGGAGCAGAUUAUUGAUAGAUUCGCCAAAUUUUUAAGCACUGAAUGUGAAGUAAUAGGGCCCGCUUUCAAAAACAUAACCAAAAAUGAUACAUGUUUGUUACAACACGUCUUAAGUCGAAUCUCAGACUCUAUUUCGUUCAUCAAAUCAGACAAUGAAGCGGCAGAGACACUACAAAAAGCUAUCGUAUCAGCUGUACAGGAGACGAGCAGCAAAAACUUGGAAACAAUACUUGAAGGUUCAGAUAAAGAAAAUCUUAAAGCUAUCAUCGUUCAAUCUGCGGGACUUGCAAGAGUCCUUGGAAUGAAUGAUGUGUCGAAGAAAAUAUUAACAGCUUUAAUAGAUGAUAGUUAUUUAAAUAAUGUCACUAGUGACAAGACAUGUAUGGAUGUUUUAAAGAGAUUAACAGUAAUGCGAAAACUCGCUGAACAAACACCAAAUCUUCACGGUACCCUAGAAAAACUUGAAAAAGACCCAUCAUUAGCACGGACGGAUCCAAAACUGAGAGACUUAGUUCUGGAAAGUGCAGCUCUUAUGAUUGUGCCAGAAGAGCCUCCUUUGAUGACAUCAGAGGACGUCCCAUUAAGUUUGCUACAGCCAGAGAACAGUCUCGCAAUGGAGGACUUCUUAUUUCAACGUAAAAAACACCGGGGGGCUCUUUUAAUCAUGAAAAAGGGACUGCAAGCAGUCGUCCCUAGGGAGGCGAGUCGAGCCGUGCUAACUGGACAAGUUUCAUACACAGUUUUGGACGAAAAUGGAAUACGACAUUUUGAACCAUUGCAUGUAUUUUCUGCUCUUAAUUUAAGUCAACCUACAGCACAUAGAUUUAGCAUGUACAGUUGCCCAGUCUUAGACGAUAACGACGAAGAUCUCCAAACAUUUACCGGCUACUGUAAUAUAAGUACAAAUCAAAGAAUAACCAAAUUGGGAGGAUAUAAAAGACACAGCGGUGUUAACAUCGAUAAAGAAAAUUCGCGACGCAAUAGUUACCUCGAAAACACGCCGACUUAUAAGAGAUAUCAAUCUAGAUCCCUCACGAGAUCGAGAUCCACAUGUAGUCGAAGUCCGCCGAAGGUGGACGAUGUCGUGGUCGCGACAUCCGACUACACGGCGACGACUGACGAGGAAGUGUCUCUUAAAGCUGGAGACAUUGUUGAGGUUCUCGACACGAAGGCCGUUGCCGGCGGAUCAAAGAACGCUAACAUCGACUCCAAUCUGGACGUGGAAGCCGAUCUCCUGGACGUGUCGGCGGCAAAGCAUAAACUGUCCGUAAGACCGAAGAAAAACCAUAAGAGUAAGCUAUCUAAGAAGAGCGCACAUCAAGAGAGAUGGCUUGUUCGGGUGUUGGAGGACGUGUGUGGUGGCGAGGUGAUUUCUCGCAAGGGUUUAGUACCAGCUCACGUGCUGAAGGAAGAACGACCUGAAAGAGAUCAGAUCGCGCUGGCUGCACGGAGACAAGCGGUGGUGCGUGAGCUGAUAGAAACGGAAGAAGAGUUCGGGCGUGACAUGAAGCAGGUUGUGAAUCAGUACAUGAAGCCGUUGGACAAGGCCUCCACUCCCAAACCAGUGUUUGACAACAGAGAGUUGCUGUUCUCUAACUUCAAGCAGAUCUGCGAGUUUCAUAACACGAGUCUCCUUGAGGGAGUGAAGUACUACGCCGAAGAACCUCGCAUGCUGGGUCGGGCGUUGCUGCGCAUGGAGCGAGAGUUUGACAAGCACGUGGCGUACUGUCGUGACGAGCCACACGCUCAGCGGCUGCUCACCGAGGAUCCUGUAGUGUCCCGGUACUUCAAGGCUUUAGCAGACAAAGUUGGUGACGACAAAGGACUAGCUGAGCAUCUCAAGUUACCGAUCCAAAGAAUAAACGACUACCAGCUUCUUCUAAAGGAGCUAGUGAAAUACUCUCAACGUCUCGGCGACGAUUGUACGGACCUUCAGAAAGCUCUCGAGCUAUUCUUAGGCGUCCCAACUCGAGCGACAAGCAACCUCUUCAUAUCUAGCAUCGAAGGUUACCGUGGGAACAUCUACAAACUAGGAAGGCUACUGACCCACGACUGGUUCACCGUCACUUGCGAACAGGAACGCGAACAACUAUACGUCUUCCUGUUUAAAUCGAGGUUACUUCUUUGUAAAGUCAAGCGGAUUGGUGAAGAUCGAUCGGCUUUUGAACUGAAACAAAUUGUCAAGCUUCCUGAGGUCGAAGUGAGGGAUAUCCCAGACAGCAACAAGUUCGAACUCCAUCAGAAAGCACCUCCUCUUGUAAUUACCUUUAAAGCCCACAAGGAGUCCAUUAAAACUUCUUGGUUGCAAGAGAUAAAACACUACGCCACCGAUCUAGUUGCACUAGCGGAACACGCGGCAGACGAUCUACAAGUCCAACCACCACCUGAAGAAUUCAUAGAAAAACCAGAAGAGAAGAGAAAGAGAUCAGAUACUGAAGAUCACAUUGAAGAUAUACAAGAGAAGAAAUUUCGUACGGAAGAAGUUGAAGUCUCAGAAGUUUUGACGAGGCAACAAUCUCUAGAAGUACUUAAAACAAAGAGAAAGGCAUCUACUGAAGCGCAGACUAUCACUAAACUUUCCAAGACUGAAGAAACAGAAACAUCAUCAAUAAGCGAAGUUCAAGAAAUAUACGAAGCUGUUGGCGCUGGAAGUGACGUCACAAUUGACUUAGGAUCUAAAACAUUAGUGACGCAAUCAAUUGAACAGGAAUCUGUCACAUCUCAGUCCCAGCUCAGUCAAGAAACAGUUAUUGAAAACAAAACAUUACAAACAGAACAUCAAGAAACCGUAUCCAUCCAAUCUGAACAAAAACAAAUUAGCGAACAAGUAAGUAUACAGUCAGACCUAGCUGACAGUGAAAACAAGGAAACAGUAAUUACUGAUAUUCAAAAGGCGGAAACAUCCACUAAGUCGACGGUAGAGAAAUCCCCAGAUCAGGAAUCAUCUCCCGUAGAAUCUCAAGAAUUGUUAAAAUCUUCUGUGGAGGCAACAUUACACACCACAUCUGAAGAAACAAGCACCCAAAAAUCUCCUUCCUACAACGAUCAAUUGCCUAAACCCUCGGAAGAGGAACCUAAUAACGUAGAACUAUCAGCUGUUAAGAGUGAAGAAAGAGUGGUUUACGAAAAACAAACAUCAAAAGUAGAGUCUAUCGAAGUAACUGAUAGAGUUUCAAAUAGUAGUGUAGUAAGUACCUCUGAUACUGAAUCUAUCACAUCGUGUGUUACAAAGAACGAACAAAGUGUAACCGAUAAAGAUUCAGAAAAUAUACAUAGAACAUCACAUGAAGAUAAAACAAACACCGUAGAUAAAACUGAGAUCACAUCGAAACAAAACUCUAAAGAGACAUUUACGUCUGCUGCUGUUACAGAAGAAUUGAAAUCAUCUUCACAAAAUUCAUCUUUAGAGGUUAUCGGUGAUACCGGUCAGAGUAGUGCGAAAGAAUACGAAGAAACUAAAGAGGAAAAUUAUUUUGUUUCUAAUAGAAAGGAAGACGCUGAAACUGGAAGAGAUCAGGCGGUUACUGACAUAAGUCACACUGAGAACCAAAAGUUAGAAGACAAAGUACGAGAAGGAAGCCAAGCUGUAACCACAGAGGAAGAAAACGAGGAGAUGUCGAGAUACAGCCGCACGUCGCGGCUCUCUGGAGAGUACUCCAGCAGCACCCGCAAACUAUCUUCGGGUGGCCGCUACGAGUCGUCUACAAAUGACGGCGGAGUCUCGAGCUACUCGCGGCGUGAAAGUGGAACUCGCUCUGAGGCGCGUUACGAAGCUGCUACGACUGUAGAUGGCAAUUCACGCUACGAAUCGAAAUACUCUUCGUCCGCAUCCAGCAAUCUCGAGGCUGGUUCCAAGUAUGCCCUUGAAUCAAGUUUCGAAGUCAAGGAAGCCUCUAAGUACGGUAUUGAAUCUGCAUCGAACGCUGGCAGUAAACUAGAUAGCAUCGCCUCCAAGUACGGUCUGGGCGCCGAUUCGGAUGCUCGGAUAGAAAACCAAUCUUCUAAGUACAGCGUGGAAGCUAGUUAUGACGGAAAUUCCGAAACUAUGAGUAAAAUUGACAGCAUCGCUUCCAAAUAUGGACGCAAUUCGAUAACUGGCAGCUCCAAGAUCGAGAGCCGGUCAACAAAAUUAAACAUCGAAACUAGCCUCGACGGCGACAGCGUGAACGGGGAAUCGAUCGUAGAAUCGAAAUAUAGCAGUCUGAGAAACGGUGACAGUGUCUCUCAAAGCAAGUACUCUAAGAAGACCGUGUCCAACGGUUCGGUCACGGAUGAAUACGGUUCCACGAAAACGGUAAAGAGGUCCGAGUCCCACGAGGGGAAGCCAGUCUUCACGAAGACGCUAGAAGGACAGAACAUCGAGCCGGGAGAGAACGUGACCUUCGAGUGCGAGCUGUCCAACGACGACGCCAAGGUGACCUGGUUGAAGGACAACCGGCCUCUGACCGACCGGCUCGCGGACCGCGUCGAGAGACGAGCUUCCGGGGCCGCCCACACCUUGCGGCUGCUGCACUGCCGCGAGGACGAUUCCGGCGUCUACACCGCUCUGGCGGAGACCCAGCGCGGCACCGCCACCUGCACCGCGCAGCUCGUCGUGCACCAGCUGACUCCGGAAGAGAGGCGACAAAAGAAUGCACUCAAUGCACCGUAUUUUGUGGUGGCUUUGAAGGACACGGAGAUCCUGUUGAACACGUUCCUUCGUUUCAUGAUCAGAGUGAAGGGGAAUCCAAACCCUGUAGUUAAGUUCUACCGUGAGGGUGUGGAGAUCGUAUCCAGCUCUCAGUCUGACCGCGUCAGCAUCCUUCGCACCCUGGCUGACAGCGGCUGUUACGAGUUGGUCAUACCGGAUGUGACGCGCGCCGACGCCGGAAAGUACUCCUGCCGGGCUGUCAACGAGUACGGAGACGUCGAGUGCGAGGCGACCGUCACCGUCGUCGAUGACAAGAACAUUUUCGGAGAACUACCGCCGGGCGGGGAAGGUCUCUUACCUAAAGGGGAGAAACCCAGCUUCACCUGGAAAAAGGAUGGAGUCAACUUCGACCCUGAAGAAAGAUUUAAGGUGUUGCUGGAAGAUGACGAGGACUCGUUGGCGCUGGUGUUUCAACACGUGAAGCCCGAGGACGCCGGCCUCUACACCUGUGUGGCCAAGACCAGCACCGGAAAUAUAUCCUGCUCCGCGGAACUUACCGUGCAAGGAGCAGUGAACUACCUUCACCGCGAACCCCAGAAACCUGAGCUGGUGAUCGAGCACCGCGAGGCUGUGGUGUCGAGCGGCGGCUCGGCUAUACUCGAACUGGUCUGCAAGGGCUACCCUAAACCGACAGUGGUGUUCAAACAUGACGGGAAAGUCGUCGAAGCUGAUGCCAGGCACAAGUUCCUUCACGAGGACGAUGAAAGCAUGUCCCUCGUCAUCAAAAACGUGUGCGAAGCGGACGCCGGCGUGUACCACAUCAGUGCCGAGAACGACCUGGGCGAGGACACCACCACCGUCAACCUCGUGGUCAAGGCCGCGCCCCGGAUUAAGAAGAAGAUCGAGAACCAGAGCUGCAUGGCGGGUUCGACUCACGAAGUUAUCAUCGAGGUGGAAGGAACUCCGGCCCCGGAACUGAAGUUCUUUAAGGACGGCGUCGAAAUCAAGUCCUCGGAGCGGGUCCGUAUAGUCAAGGAGUCGGAAGAGCUGUACAAGAUCAUCAUCAACGACUGCAAGCUCACGGACACCGGCUCCUAUUCUGUUGUUGCUACGAACGAGGUGAACCAAUGUUCAGACUUCUGGCAGUGGCACGUGUCCUCACCGCCGCGGGUCAUUAAGAAGAUUGGAGAAGAACGGAUCUGUAACGAGAAGGAAACUGUCACGCUCACCGUGGAGACUGAGGCCGACCCUGCUCCCACUGUCACCUGGUACAAAGAUAAAGUGGAGCUGAAGGAAUCGACCGCAGUGAAGAUGUCAUCCAAGGGCCAGGCUCACUCUCUGGUCAUCUCGUCCGCCGCCCGCGCGGAUAGCGGAGAAUACUCCUGCGAGGUCCGCAACACGCUGGGCAGCACGAGCGACUCGUGUUCGGUGAACGUGCGGCGCGGGCCCGUGUUCACGAAGCGACUGAGCGACCUCACGGCGGCCGAGGGGGACGUCAACGUGGAGUUCACUGUGGAUGUAGACGCCUUCCCGCAGCCCAGCGUGCAAUGGUACUUAGGAGAUGUGGAAAUAACAGAGAAGAAGUCAGUGUACAGUCGCGUCGACAACGGCAGCAGUCACAAGCUGAUCCUUAAAGAGGUGUCCGCGGAAAUGUCCGGACGUUACACCUGCAAGGUGACCAACGACCUGGGGGAAAACUCCUGUCAGGCCACCUUUACCGUCAACAGAAAACCCCGUAUUACAAAAAGCUUGGUCGACAUGACUGUGGACGCUGGGCAGACUUUGAAAAUGGAAGUCGAAGUAGAGGGUUGUCCUGAACCAAAAGUUAAAUGGUUCAAGGACGGCAAAGAAGUCACUACGGACGCUAGGAUAAAGAUUGAACGGGAUACUAAGAGGUUAGAGAAUUAUCAUCUCACUGUGACUCUGGUCAAAGAAGAGGACGGAGGAGAAUACGAAGUGAGGGCUGAAAAUGAAAUGGGCAGUGUGUCCAGCAAGAGCACUGUCACUGUUCAUACUAAAGAAGUUCAUUCGAGAUUCAAGAAAGAAAAUAUUCUUGAAAGAGAAUUGGAAGAGGACAAUCAAUGUCAAAAACAACAAAUUGAUUUCGUGGACACUGAGAAGAAAAAAACUGCUGGGAAGAAAAAAACGAUAGCUGAAGAAGUGGAAGAGAAGUCUUUGGAUGAUGGAUCUGAAGUAAAAGUGAAGGCCGUUGUUAAUGAGGAAAUCGAUAAACCGAUCUCCCUUAAAUCCCAGAAAUCCUAUACGGAACCCGAAACGAUUGAAGAAAAAUCUUUGGCUGAUGAAACUGAUGUUAAGGUAAAAACGGUUAAUUGUGAAGAUGUUGAAAAGCCUGUCAAAGUAAAAUCACAGAAAUCAUUCACUGAGCCAGACAAGAUUGAAGAGAAAACGAUAGCAAAUGAAAGUGAGACUAAAGUCAAACCUGUGGUGAUUGAAGAAGUUGACAGGCCCGUUCCAGUUAAAUCACAAAAAUCUGUUACUGAACCCGAAAUCAUUGAAGAAAAAUCUUUUUGGGAUGACAUACAAAACGACGGAAAAGUAAAAUUGGCCGAGGUAAAUGAACCGGAAAAUAUCCCACGAAAAGCAAAGAAAUCCUUUUCAGAAAUGCAAGAAGCGGAGAACAAAUCUAUUUGGGACGAAAAUCAUAACGAAAGAUCAAAACAGCCAAUUGUUGAAGAUGUAAUUGAAGAACCAGACAAAGUUGAAAGAGGUGUUACUAAACCAGAAUUAGUAGAAAAGAAGGAAAUCGAAGCUGAUCUCGUUUCACCCAAACGCAAGUCUGUUAAAAAAGAAAGUAUAAACGAAGAACCCUUGAGUGCUGACACCGAAGGGCGAGUUUUCGAAACAGUAACCACAUUCAAGUCUGGCGACGAUGGUUCAAUUAUAGUAUCUAAAGUAAGCAGCACCCGCUCUCACGGCGCUGUUGUCACAGGUCCAGCCGAAACGCGCACUUUACAUAAAAUGACAUCAAGCGCUGUAUAUUAUGAUGAUGAUGAGGAAUGUGAUAGAAAGGUUUUGAGACCGAAUAAACCGCACACGACUUCAUUAGAAGUAGAAGAGAUCGCUAGUCACAGUUACUAUCUUUCCGAACUCGGAUAUUAUACAAUACCGGAACAUAUCAGACGGGGCACAUACGGGAUAAUCGAGGAACCCCAGACCGAUUCUGACGCGGAGACCAACUCUAGACAUGGCAGACAAUUUGGGGCCCGAACUCUGUCAAUUAUGUCUAUGUCAGAAGAUGAUAUGAGCUGGCAAAACGACUCGCUCUCGCGAGAAAUUUCCAUUGAGGACCUUUCUAAAUGUAUCUUCGAAAUAGAUGAAACUAAAAAGGUAUUCAGUAGAGACUCAUACGUGCGUCAAUCGUCAUUUAAGGAAGAUUUCUUCACAGACGAAGGUGAAGAGGAAUCAAUUAUACUACAAGAAAGAAGUCAAAAGGUCUUUGAGAACGAUAUCACAGAGAAAAUAAUUCACAUAUCGAAAGAAUUUGAUGAAAACAGUUCCGUGCAGAAUAAGACAGACGAUGUCAAGAAUCGCAUUAUAGAAGAACUCGUAUUAAGCCCCACUAAAAACCUUAAUAAUAUAACAAAGGAUGUCGCCGAGUCCUCCGUGGAAAGAAAGAAAAAGAUUAACAAUAGUCUUUUUAGUGUUGAAGAGGAAGACAGUGGAAUAGAAGACUUACUAAGACGUAGCCAGAGACAAAGGAGCAUUUUAGAUGACAUUCUUGAUCAAGAAGACAAAAAAGCACCCCCCAAAUUAAAAAACAGCAGCAUGAAGGAUGGACACACUUACGAAUCUCUGCCUCUGGUUUAUACCGUGGAAGCCUCGGGUACUCCCAAGCCCACCCUGCGCUGGCUUCAUGACGGACAGGAAGUUAAGCCUGAUGACAGGAUCCACGUCUCCAACGAUGGAGAUCUUUACAAGCUAAAGAUAGACUCCGUGGAUAUGAAGGACGCCGGUAAAUGGCAGUGUGAAAUUAUCAACGAUUUGGGUAAAGAGACACUGCAAGCAGAGCUGUCCGUAUCACCGGUAGCCGAGCUUCGGAAGCCAAUCUUCACGAAACCUCUGGAAGCUGUAAGCGCGAUGCAGCGCACCCCGGCCACGCUGACCGCGGUGUGCACAGCGGACCCCUUACCUCACGUGUCGUGGGCGCUCAACGGAAAUGAACUCCAGCCUGAUGUAACCCUGGUUAUGAACCAGGAGACCAAGGAACUCGACCACGGCAUCAAGGAGUGCACUUUUAGCCUUCAUCUACCCAGUGGCCUCCACACAGAUACGGGCACUUACACUCUCACAGCCAAGAAUCAGUACGGUGUGGGCGAGUCCUCGGCGCGACUAGACAUCCUUCUGCGCCCCGAAGUAGAGCCCCUUAAAGACAUCACCACUGUGCCCUUCGAAGAAGUCACCUUCAUCACUAAGAUCAAGGCCAAUCCCGUGGCUGAAGUCAAAUGGAGCAAAGAUGGCUACAUAAUCCAACCUUCCGAGCACUACGAAAUCCUUGAAGAUCGGGAGAAGGAGCGCUUCCAGCUGGUGGUGAAGGACGUGAGGCUGGAGCAGGCCGGCGCCUACACUGUCACCGCCACCAACGACCUGGGCGAGACCACACAGCAAGCUAAGCUCAAUGUGCACACGGACAAGCCUACGUUCGUGAAGCCUCUGCAGAAGCAGAUCGUAAAGGACUACGAAGACUGCACAUUGAGGGUCCGCUGUGACGGCGUGCCCAAGCCCGACGUCAAGUGGUACCUGGAGGGGAAGCCCGUGGAGAACGACGACCGGCACACCGUCAACACGGAGGUCGGCGGACAGGUGGACAGCGAGCUGGAGAUUAAGCACUUCGGCGCCCAGGACGCUGGAACUUACACGGUGGUGGCCAGCAGUGUGUCCGGCUCAGCGGAGUGCUCGGCCGCUAUCUCGCUAGCUCAAAUUCCUCCGGGAUUCUCACACAAACUGGACCGGCAGAAGGAGGUGGACGAGGGAGAGCCGCUGGAGUUGAAGGUCAAGGUCGACGGCAGCCCCAUACCGAAAGCUAAAUGGCUCAAGGACGGAGUGGAGCUGUCUCCGUCGGACAGCCACGUGCAGCAGAGCAGCCAACCCGACGGCACCGUCAAGCUCUACAUCGAUCGAGCCACUCCUGCGGACUGCGGCGCUUACAAGUUGAUCAUCACCAACCCCAGCGGCGAGCACAUGGCUCUGUGCGCGGUCGCCGUCAAUCCAACUCCACGCAAACCUUCAUUUAGCGAGGAGCUGGAAGAUACUAAGGUCGUAGUGGGUCAGCCGCUGAAGAUGCAGGCUCGUGUGAUGGCCUUCCCCGCCCCAGAGGUGAAAUGGUUCAAGGAUGGUAUCCCCCUGCGACCCAGUCAGGCCGUGAACUUCAUCAACAGUCCGGGAGGAGUCAUCGGCCUCAGCAUCGACAGCGCCAGGCCCGAGGACGCCGGCGUGUACUCUCUGGUGCUCACUAACAAGCUGGGCGAGGCGGAGUCCAAAGCUCAGAUCGAAGUGGGUCAGAAGGAACGUAAGCCGGCUUUCAUCGCAGAGCUACAGCCGGCUAAGGUUAUUGAAGGUUUCCCUGUCAAGCUGGAGGUGAAGGUGCUGGGUCACCCGCCGCCUUCUAUUAAAUGGACUCGCGACGGCAAGGAACUGAUUCCUGACGGUCAGUCGGUCCGCGUGGUGUCUCAGCCGGACGGCACACACGCGCUGCUAUUGUCCUCGGUGUCCCCGAGCGACGCCGGGGUCUACUCAGUGAUCGCGUCUAAUGAUAAAGGCGAGAUGACCUCCAGUGCGCCCGUCUCUGUCUCCGGUCGCGAGGACAGCUCCAGCCCUCAAGAACGUCCGCAGCUGAUACACGGUCUGCGAGACAUUUCCGGUGAAGAGGGCCAGCCGCUCGUCAUGAGCGUGCCGUUCACAGGCAAUCCCGUGCCAAAGGUCUCGUGGACUAAGGACGGGAAGCCGCUCACCCCCAACGAUAGAGUGUUGCUCACUUGCGACGGGAAGAGGGUGGGGUUGGAGAUCAAUCCCCUCGAGGUCGGAGACUCGGGAACAUACUCUGUGAAGCUGGAGAACCCUCUGGGCGAGGACUCGUCUGACGGUAAACUGACCGUGCGGAAAGUUUACCAGCCACCUAAGUUCGUGCAACGAUUCACAGACCUGCAACAGCUGCCGACCUUCGACGCCAAGUUCCCGGCUCGGGUGACGGGCGUGCCCUCCCCCGAGAUCUCCUGGUACAAGGACGGCGUCCCGCUGAAGACGUCUGACAAGUACGGCUUCAAGAGAGACGGCGACGCGUGCUGCUUGUACGUGAGGGACGUGACUCCGGCCGACGCGGGCCUCUACCGCUGUGUGGCUCGCAACAGGGAAGGCGAAGAUAGCUGUGAAGCUGCUCUAGAAGUCGUCGACAAGAUAGCUCGCAAGCAGAAGGUAGAGCCUCCGUCGUUCCUGAAGCGCCUCGGCGACGCGGAGGCGCUGCGUGGUCUCAGUGCCAAGUUCACGGCCUGCGUCACCGGAACUCCCGACCCGGAAGUCGAAUGGUUCCGUAACGACUUGAAGCUGUUCCCGUGCGAGCGAGUUCGGAUAGAGCAGGAGUCCACGGGCUUGUUGCGGCUCACGAUAUCAGGCGUGGGACCGGACGAUGCUGGCGUCUACCGCUGUCGGAUAUCCAACCCUCACGGGCAGGACGAGUGUCAGGCUAACCUGAUAUACGACACGGGUCUAGAACCACAGUCCGGUAGAAAGCCGCUAUCAGAGCAGUACUCCGAUUUCGACAAAAUGAAAAAAACGGGUGUGCCCAUGCCGCUGACGGACAAACCCAUCAUCUCUCGCAUGGCUGACAGACACCUGACACUGUCCUGGAAGCCGUCCAUCCCGCACCAGCCGCGGUUCCCUGUCACCUACCAGGUGGAGAUGUGCACUAUACCAGAUGGCGAUUGGUUUACCGCUCGUACGGGGCUGCGGUCUUGCGCCUGUGACGUGCGCAACCUGGAACCCUUCCGCGACUACCGCUUCAGAGUCCGUGUCGAAAACCGCUUCGGCGUCAGCGACCCGUCGCCCUACGCCGUCACGCACCGCGCCAAACUGGAACCCGACCCGCCCAAGUUCGUGCCUUACCUACAGCCCGGCAUCGACUUCCGCCCGGAGACCUCGCCCUACUUCCCUAAGGACUUCGACAUCGAGCGGCCUCCCCACGGCAGCUAUGAACAGGCUCCCAAAUUCCUCCGUCAGGAACAAGACUCACAGUACGGUGUGAAAGGCCACAACGUAGACCUGUUCUGGUUCGUGUAUGGCUACCCGAAGCCCAAGAUGACUUACUUCUUCGACGAUCAACCCAUCGAGGCCGGAGGACGGUACGACUGGAGCUACACCAGGAACGGACAGGCGACGCUUUUCAUAAACAAAAUGUUAGAGCGUGACGUGGGUUGGUACGAAGCGGUGGCCACCAAUGAGCACGGCCAGGCCCGGCAGCGCGUGCGACUCCAGCUGGCGGAGCACCCCGCCUUCAUACGACGGCCCGAGGAAGUGGUCGUCAUGACGCGGCGAACUGCUCGACUCGAAGCACGCGUCACCGGCCUGCCUUACCCCGACAUCAAGUGGUAUAAGGACUGGCAGCCACUGGCACAGAGCUCCAGGAUUAAGAUGUACUUCAUCGAACCGGAUACAGUACAGCUGGUGAUAACGGACGCCAUUCUGAAGGACGAAGGUCUGUACUCGGUGUCAGCACGUAACGUCGCCGGCUCAGUCAGCUCAUCCGCAAUGCUCUAUGUGGAAGAAAGUGAACACGAAUAUUCACAAAGAAUCCGUGAAUACCCUCCGCGAAUCAAGCCUAGCAGCAAACCCUUUGGAGACCAUUUCGACCUUGGAGACGAGCUGGGCCGUGGAGUGCAAGGGGUCGUGUACCACGCCGCCGAGAGACUUUCAGGUCGUAAUUAUGCUGCUAAGAUAAUGCACGGCCAUUCGGAGCUGAAGCCGUUCAUGAAAAACGAACUUGACGUGAUGAACCAGCUGAACGACCGCCACCUGGUGCGGCUGUAUCAGGCCUUCGAACACGACCACACCUUGGCGCUGGUCAUGGAGCUGGCUGCUGGUGGGGAACUCGUCAGAGAUCGGCUGCUGCGUAGCACCGGCUACAGUGAGCGCGAGGUAGCGGGCUACAUGCGACAGCUGCUAAGGGGAUUGAAGCACAUGCAUGACAACAGCUACGCUCAUCUCGGACUCACGAUCGGCGAGCUGCUUCUGUCUCAUUCAGGAAGCGAUCAUUUGAAAAUCUGCGAUUUUGGCCUCUCGCGCAAGAUCCAUCUUGACAAACACGCUUCCUUGAGUUACGGUAUGCCCGAGUACGUGGCACCCGAGGUCGCCAGAGGAGAGGGAGUCACCUUCGCCGCGGACAUGUGGAGCACCGGUAUCAUCACUUACAUACUGCUGAGCGGAAUGUCGCCCUUCAGAGGUGCCAAUGAUAGAGAGACGCUCACGAGGAUUCAGGAAGGCAAAUGGCAGUUCGAGGAGGAAUGGUGGUCCCGUCUGAGUCGGGAGUCGAGGGACUUCAUAUCCAAACUGCUAGUCAUCAACUGGAGAGACAGAAUGGACGUCGACGCAGCCCUGAACCACCCCUGGCUGACGCUAGCCGACAAGAUCUAUAAGGACGAAUAUAUCAUAUCAACGGACAGAUUGAGGAAUUAUUACAAUUUAUACAGGGAAUGGAUGGACAACGCCCAAUGUCGCACGUGGUUCCGUCGUCGGCCGCUGAGUGGCGCCUUCGAGCAUCCCUCUAAGAUGGUGUACCCACCCGGCAUCGUGUACACACCUGAAGGAACUCCUGAGCGCGAUGACGUCUCCAGAGAUAGAAAACCCGCGGAGUGGGACCUUAAGUUCAAGCAGUGGGAUCACCCUGACUGGGAGGUUUCCGCCAAGUCUGAAAGCCACUACCAGAAUGGUCCAGAUACCUACCUGUUGCAGCUACGAGAUACUUCGUUCCCUGUGAGACUCCGAGAGUAUAUGAAGGUGGCCUGCACGCGCUCGCCCGGCUACAGCCUGGCCGUGCACGACACAUACGACCCCAGGACGCCAAUAAUCCGUGAACGUCGGCGGUUCACGGACAUCAUGGACGAGGAGAUUGACGACGAGCGGCGCGAGAGGAUCAACAACUAUGGAACGGAGUCCUACACCAUCCGGAGACUUAGACACGAGCUCGGCACACGCCUCGACAGCUACGCGGAAGCACAGGCCUUCAUGGAAUCUAAAAAGGACGGCCAACUGCCCUUCUUCCGAGAAAAGCCCCAAGUCUUGCCCGUCCAAGAGGGCGAUCAAGCUCAGCUCUCCUGCUUCGCCGUAGGAGAUCCUCAGCCUUCAAUACAGUGGUUCAAAAACGACAUGGUCAUCGCUGAGGGCCAGCGCAUCAAAAUCAUUACAGACGAGGACGGCAGAUCCACUCUCAAAUUUGACCCAGCCAUGCAUCACGAUAUAGGUUAUUAUAAGGUGGUAGCCAGAAAUAAGGUCGGUCAAACGGUGGCUAGGACGAGAAUAGUAGAGGCUACUUACCCGGACGCCCCGGACAGCCCAACCGCGGCUGACGUCUCCGACACUGAGGUGCUGCUCCGGUGGAAACAGCCUAAGUACGACGGCAACUCUCCGGUGGUGUGCUACAGUCUGCAAUAUAAAAAGGGCGAUAGCGUGGAAUGGAUCACAGUCGCUGAGAAUAUUGACCACGAGUUCUUCGUCGUGAGGGACCUCGAACCGGACACGAGCUACCAAUUCAGAUUGUCAUCUCGCAACAGGAUCGGCUGGAGCGACAAGGGCAUCCCGACUAACUUGGUUAAAACGAAACAAAUGGGUUCUCCGAAAAUAGAAGUUACAAAGGCGAUGAAACACCUGCAACAGUUGACUGAAUCUGGACAGGAAAUUGUUCUGGACGAAAACAAGCCCGUACUGGAUUACGAAACGGAAAACAAUCCACUCGAAUGGGACACGGCCACCAAUGUCGCCGAACGCUACACGUUCAUAUCCGAGCUGUGGCGAGGCAAUUUCUCAACUAUAGUUAAAGCCGUCGACAAGAACACAGACAGCGUUGUAGUAGCAAAGCUUCUAGAAAACCGACCCGAGACUGAAGUUCAAGUGCAGAGGGAGUACAAUUGCUUGAGGAAACUUAAACACGAGAGAAUAUCGAGCUUGAUCGCGGCGUAUCAAAUUCCGGGAUCACCCGUGGCCGCGCUCGUUAUGGAGAAGCUACAAGGCGCCGACGUGCUCACAUACCUGUCCAGUCGUCACGACUACACUGAACAGAUGGUGGCCACGAUCGUGAGCCAGGUGUUGGACGGCCUCCAGUACCUCCACUGGCGCGGCUACUGCCACCUCAACCUGCAGCCCGACAACGUCGUGAUGGCCUCCGUCAGAGCCAUCCAAGUCAAACUGAUAGACUUCGGCUCAGCGCACCGAGUCACCAAGUUGGGCACCAGCGUCCCACAGGUCGGCGACUUGGAAUAUAAAGCGCCGGAGAUAAUAAACGACGAGCCGGCCUACCCGCAGACGGAUAUAUGGUCACUCGGUGUUUUGACCUACAUCCUGUUGUCGGGAGUGUCACCCUUCCGCGGCGCUGACGAUGCAGAGACUAAACAGAAUAUAUCUUUCGUGAGAUACCGCUUUGAGCAUCUAUACAAAGAGAUCACUCAGGAAGCAACACGUUUCCUCAUGUGGGUGUUCAAGAAGGUCCCCCUGAAGCGUCCGUCUGCUGAGGAAUGUCCGGAACACCGCUGGCUCGCAAACUCAGACUUCAUACAGAGGAAACGAGAAAGGGCUGUCUUCUUAGGCAACAGGCUCAAGGAGUUCUCAGAUGAAUAUCACGAGCGUAAGUCUCGUGCCACCUCUCAGACGGACAUACUGGCUUCAUGCGGCGCCGCCCCGAGGUUGGCGCGCUCCAACAGCGUCGCUGACGAAUUACAAACUAACACCGACUUCUGCACGCACUGAAACACGUACCAACACUCAACACACGAUUACCACCCCUCAAAGUGGCGACGAGAGUCAUCAUUUGUUUUAUUUCUAAAAUAUAUACAACCUUCAUGCCCUGGCCCCUGGGUUACGAUCACUCAUUGACGAAAUUGGAAUCGUGUCAAUAUUUUUGUUUUUUGGUGCAUACAUGUAUUUUAAUCACCCCUCGGUCAGGUUUAUAUAAAUCUUUUGUUUGUUAUAUUAUUGUAAAUAUUUAAUUGUAUUGUUGUGAUUCAAAUAAUGAAGAUCAUUAUAUAAAAAUUUAAAACAUCAUUUUCAAUAAGUACCUACUCAUUUUUUAUAACCAGUGACUAUUUUCAACGUUUGUUUAUUUGAGGUCAUAGAAUAUAUAAAUUUUAUACUCUGUUGAAACUAAACAUCUGGCGAAGAAAUCAUUUAAUUUAUUUUUGAAUCUGGCUUGUUAUUAUUAAGUUAACUUAUUUAUAAAUAGUUUUACUAUUUUACUUUUUGUAUUACGUUGGAAAUAAAAUUCGAUUUCUGAA
Messenger RNA from Danaus plexippus (monarch butterfly), 19775 nucleotides. RefSeq names its product obscurin (gene Obsc). NCBI's taxonomy places the organism in Eukaryota, Metazoa, Arthropoda, Insecta, Lepidoptera, Nymphalidae. Gene Ontology annotation, molecular function: protein binding; ATP binding; guanyl-nucleotide exchange factor activity. The record is from RefSeq and is a predicted model, not a curated record. The transcript has 59 exons. The coding region runs from base 148 to 19251 and encodes 6367 amino acids. Gene Ontology annotation, biological process: protein phosphorylation.